GCGACGCCUGACAGGGCACACCUAGUUCAUCUAGCAUCUUCUGCAGCUGUCACACUAUAAAACUCUCGCUCGGACUCCGCUUGCAGUCAUUCUCACGGGCGGUCCGGUGGUACAACAGUUAGCAAGAGCUGGUUGUCCCAGGUUCAGCUCUCGUCUUGGGCAGGUGUUAUUUCUCUACGUGGCAUCUGUUUACAGGGCUUUGCCGUGAUAUAGCCUUCGUAAAACACCAAUUUCUCUUCUCUCCCACCUUCUUCAUUAUUCUCACCCAGUUCCCGAUGGCGCAAUGUCGUGUGGUCCAGAUGGCGGUAGUCUUCAUGGUGAUGACCCUGGCGGGAGGUCAAGUGCCGAUCCCCCCGCGCCAUGCGGGGUUCGUGUAUCGAUGUGGACAUAACAACGCCCCGAUUCACUUCGAUCUCUACAUCGACCUCACAUGUAGUGACAGCUUGGUGGCCUUUCCCACUGUUCGCAAGGUGGCGGACCACUACGGACCGGACAAGCUGAGGUUGACCACCUUCCUCUUCGCCCUGCCCUACCACAGAAACGCCUACGCUACAACAAAGGGUGCUCACGCUGUAGACAUUAUCACUAGGGGCAACUUGACCUACACUUGGUUUGCUACAGUCUUCAACAACAUUGCCAGCUUAACGGACUCAGCAACACGAAAUCUGACAGACAUCGAUGUUCUUAACCGACUUGUAAGUCUGGCCUCUGCAAUAGGGGUACCUGAUGUUCAGUUCCGGCAGCAGAUUGUCAGCAAUCUAGUCUCUUCCUUGGCUCGCAACGGGUGGAAGUAUGCGUGUACCCGUUCGGUGGCGGAAACGCCGUCUUUCUUUAUCAACGGUGUGGCGGUUAGAGAUGCUCAGUCAACGUGGACUGAACAGCAGUGGCAUCAGCUGAUCGACUCCUUGCUGACCGACACCGCAUAUCAGAUAUACUCAGGCGAUUGUGAAGGGUUGAACCCAAUUGUGAACCCAACCCGAUAUGAACCUCACAGGGCUGACCACCUGUCUGCAGCACACACUGUGCAAAGCAGCUUCGCUACCAGUGUCCUCAGCUUUGUUUUCAUCGCCCACAUUAUCAUCAUCGUAUCGUAAAAAAAAAAAAACACAGAAAUUUUACAAUCUCUUUACGUUUACUCAGACCCUGUCUUCACCUUCUUGGAGAAAGUGUGUGUGGCUGGAGCGAGAGAGAAUUUGGGGGGGGGGGAAAGAGUUUUUCAAGGGAGACAAUUGCAGAAGUCUAAUGUCAACGGCAUAAAUUGAGUUGUUUCCCUUGCAUUAUUUCUAUCGCCCUGUUCGUGUAUCCGCAACAUAAGCAUUACAUUCCAACAAUCAUUAUUCAUAAUCUUUAUAUAUAUGUGCAAAUGGUUUAACGGGGUCAAACACAUUCCACCAUCCCGAAAUGAACCCUGCUAUGUCUAUUGCUCGCAUUCCAAUGUUUACUCUUUGUUGAACAUUCGAUCCUCCCUUGCAAACGUUAAACGGAUUGUUAGUUCAGUAAUUGCAGCCAUUUACAGCAGUCAAUUCAUCAAUAUAUAUUUGUUAUUGUUCAUCCAUUGUAGAUAUUUUGUACACUUUUACACUUCAUGCCUUAUUCAAGGCAAUAAUAGUACAUUCAUUACUAAACAGUUUCUUCAACUUUAUUAAUAAUCGCAUGCCCUGUCACACGACAAUAAAGUUUUGUUUUAAUA
Molecule: messenger RNA, 1690 nt
Organism: Pomacea canaliculata
Lineage: Eukaryota; Metazoa; Mollusca; Gastropoda; Architaenioglossa; Ampullariidae
Exons: 5
Coding region: 276-1094 (272 amino acids)
Source: RefSeq, a predicted model, not a curated record